Messenger RNA from Mytilinidion resinicola, 3370 nucleotides. RefSeq lists its product as uncharacterized. The coding region runs from base 61 to 3171 and encodes 1036 amino acids. The record is from RefSeq and is a predicted model, not a curated record. The transcript has 6 exons. NCBI's taxonomy places the organism in Eukaryota, Fungi, Ascomycota, Dothideomycetes, Mytilinidiales, Mytilinidiaceae.
CAACACGAAAGCCAUGACAGUACACGGCGAACCGGUGCUCCUUCUUACGACGGCACGGAGAUGAGCGAACCGUCCCAGUCGCCGGCUGCGCGCCGUUUCAUGCGGCCCAGUCUACGGCAAGCUACGUUGAUUCUCCCACGUACAGGAGAACGCGUCAAGAAGAGCUUUACGCUUCGAAGACCUGCCAGGAGCAACUCGAACGGAUACAGCGACUACGUUGACGAACGCACCGCCCUCCUCUCAGGCGAAUCCUCUUCAUCAGCAUACAGUGGGCGCUCCGGUGCCAUCCUUCGUCGAUCCAAGCUCAUUUGGGACUCGGCAUACAAAUACGCAACUUCAAAAACAGGGCAGGGCAUUCUGAAAUGCUCCAUAGCAUAUGUUCUGGGCAGCUGUGCGACCUUCGUCGCGCCCAUUUCGGGGUUCCUCGGGCACAAUGACGGAAAACACAUGGUGGCCACUGUGACCGUAUACUUCCACCCUGCGAGGUCCGCCGGGAGCAUGGUAGAGGCAACACUGCUGGCCCUUGUUGCGUUCUUCUAUGCGGCCUUCGUAUCCUUCACCAGCAUGGCUGUGUCCGUGUUCUUCGACAGUCAAGACUUGCUUGUCCUAGGCCACAUUUUGGUGCUGAUUAUAUUCCUUGGGGGCGGAUUGGCACUUGUAGGAUGGACGAAGCAAAGUUUAGGGAGUCCGUUGGUCAAUGUCGCGUGCUCAUUGACCUCUCUAGCCCUGAUCACAGUUUUGACUAAAGAGGGGGCGGUGCAGGACGCUACUUUCUCCUACGUGAAGGUCUUUCAGGUCCUGAAGAUGGUGAUAAUGGGUAUCACUGCGACUACUAUGGUGAACUUACUUAUCAAGCCAAUAUCGGCGAGGAAAGAGCUUCGAGACGACCUAAGAAACGCGACCAAUUCCCUUGGCGACAUGUUCACUAGGAUUACAAGGAGUUUCCUGUCUGGCUCCGAAGAAGAGCUCCGAGAUGCUGGAUUUGUGGAGGCGUUGAAUCGAUACAAAUCGAAAUUCAAGUCUCUCGUGAAGAAUCUAGGGGAAGCGAAAUAUGAGCAUUAUAUUUUGGGCACCGAGGAAGAGUACAAGAUACAGUCAAGAAUGAUCAAGUGCCUAGAACGCAUGGCUCAAGAUAUCGGAGGCCUGCGAAGCUCCGCAGAGACACAGUUCACGUUGAUAGCAAAGUCAGCCGUAGAAGGCGUAGAACUGGGCGACUCUUCGUAUUUCGGACUCGCCUCUCCAGCGGUAGAUUCACCAAGCCUCAGUAUAGUGGAAAGAAGAAACAACAUACUCGCCUCGAUCGACGAGCUUCCAGAGGAUGUUGACUCUGCAGCCGAAGAAAGUGGAAAAUCGACGCCUUGGAAUAUUCCGCAAGAUUUACAGUCGUCUUUGACCGCGGCGGAUAUGUUUUCUAUCUUUAUCUCGCAUCUGGGCCCGCCGAUGAAGUCUCUUGCAUAUACUCUGCGAGACGUCCUUGAUGAAUUACCGUUUGGGCCUCCCCCGGCUUAUGCUAUGAUGGUCAACAGCCAUUUUCGCAGUAGUCUAGUAGAUGCAAAUGACUUGUUCGCGUCCGCUAGGAAAGAGGCUUUGGCUCUCGUGUACAAAAAUAAGAUCCCUGAAAAUGCUAGUUCGGUAGAAGUAGCAGCAGAUUACGAAGAAGUGGCUGCAAGCUGUGGAUAUUUCAGUUCUUCAUUGCAGGACUUUGCAGAAGACAUGGUAGUGUAUUUGGACAUUUUGGAAGAACUCAAGGAGAAUCGCACGCGAUCUCCUAGGAGACGAACCUGGAAUUGGCUCAAGUUCUGGCGUAAGUGGGGGCAAGGAGGCAAAAAUAGUCACUCUAAUCAAUCCAGUUUGAUGGCAGAGACCGUCGAACAAGGCCUGUCUCAGGAGAUUCCUGGGCCGACGCAACAACUGAAUGCAGCUCAAGAGGUAGGGAACCCUCAAAAAACACACGAAUUUAGACAUCACGUUUGGGAAGCUCUCAGACUAUUCCGGAGGGAUGAUAUCAAGUUUGCUCUGAAGGUUGGAGUCGGCGCCACGCUGUACGCGAUGUGGGCCUUUGUUCCCACGACUAGACCAGUAUAUAGUCAUUGGAGAGGGGAAUGGGGCUUAUUGUCUUAUAUGUUGGUUUGCUCAAUGACGAUCGGCGCCUCUAACACCACAGGCUUCCAAAGAUUCGGCGGCACCUGCGUAGGUGCCGUCUUUGCGGUCGUCGCCUGGAUCGUCGCCCACGAGAACCCCUACGUCCUCGGCUUCCUUGGAUGGCUCGUGUCCCUCAUCUGCUUCUACAUCAUCGUCGGCCAAGGCAAGGGCCCAAUGGGCCGCUUCAUCUUCCUCACAUACAAUCUCUCCGCGCUCUACGCCUACUCCCUCUCCGUCAGAGAUGACGAGGACGACGAUGACGAGGGCGGCGUAUCGCCUGAGAUCUGGGAGAUCGUACUCCAUCGCGUUGUCGCCGUCAUGGCCGGCUGCAUCUGGGGCAUCAUCAUCACGCGUCUCAUCUGGCCCAUCUCUGCGCGGCGGAAGGUCAAAAACGGGAUCACGCUACUCUGGCUCCGUAUGGCCAUCGUGUGGAAACGAGGCCCGCUUCGAGCGCUGGAGGGAUUCGACGACAGUUCGCAAGCCUCGUACUUGGACCUCAACGAGGAGCUGGAGAUGCAGCGAUUCUUGACGCAUCUGGAUACUUUGAGGGCGUCUGCGUUGUCGGAGUUCGAAUUACGUGGGCCGUUCCCUAACAAGUCGUUUAAGAAGAUCCUGGAUGCGACGAGUCGCAUGUUGGAUAAUUUCCAUGCGAUGAAUGUGGUGAUUGCGAAGGAUUUGAAGGCUAGUGAGGGAGAGAAGGCGAUACUGCGGUAUACGAAGCGUGAGUGGACACAGUUGAGUUGGCGGAUUAGUCAUUUGUUCUCAGUCAUGGCAUCUUCAAUGAAGCUGGAAUACCCUCUCAACGACGCGCUGCCUAAUAUCGAGCACACGCGCGACCGGCUCUUAGCGAAGGUUUUCGAGUUCAGGAAGAGUGGGAAGGAGAGGGAGAAAGCGACUGAUGAGGACUAUGAGCUGUUGUAUGCGUAUGCGCUCGUUACAGGUCAGCUGGCACAGGAUAUUACGGUAAUUGGGCAGGAGAUUGAGCAGCUUUAUGGGAUUUUGAAUGAGGACGAUUUGAAGCUGCAGUGAGCGGGCUUGGAAAGGGAUAAUGGCAAUCUCUGAUGUCAAAGAACGUUCAUUUGUGUCGAGCCUGACUAUGCGUGCCUCCCUCCCAAGUGUUGGGAUCGGGACCUUCUAGAUCCGGCUCAUAUCUGCCACAGUUCAUCCUAUGCAAUAUCAGUACAAACCCAAAUUUACUGCCUCGAUCGCGGUCAGGCUUUCUAGGAAG